CAUUAGAAAAUGAUGAAAAACUAUCAAGUAAAAAACAAGAAAUUUAUUUGAAAAAUCUAAAACAAAUUUUUAAAACAAAUGCAGAAUAUAUGUCCGAUAUAUUUAAUGUUAAGAAAAAAAUUAAUUAUGAUGAUAUACCAUCAGAGGAUAUGGAAUAUUUUGAUCGUUAUUUAGCUGAUAAAUACCGAGAUCAACCAAAUGUUAAAAUAUUUAAAACAAUUAGUACUGGAAGCACUAAUCGUAAUUUAUUACCACAAAAUUUUAAUAUUAAUAAUCUUAAUAUAAAUCGUGGCAGUAAUAACAAUAAUAAUAAUAAUGAUAAUACAGAAUUGAUUCCAUGUGGUAUACGUAAUUCACAAUUACAAGAUCGCAUUCUAAAUGGUACAGAUGCUAAUGAAUUUGAAUAUCCUUGGAUUGUAGCAAUAUUUUUACAUAAUAGAAAUAAAUUUGUAUGUUCCGGAUCAUUGAUACAUCAAAAAGUUAUAAUAACAAUUGCACAAAAAUUAGAAAAAUAUGUUAAUGCAAAUCUUAUUGGAUUAAAAGAUAGUUAUAAAAAUGAAUUAUAUGUACGUGCUGGUGAUUAUGAUAUAUUUAAACAAGUUGAAUCUAAAGAUCAUCAAGAAAGAGAUAUAUCAAAUAUAAUUAUACAUCCACAAUAUAGACCUGCAUCAAAAUAUAAUAAUAUUGCAAUAAUUGUUGUAAAUAAAAAUUUUAUAUUUGAUAUUAAUAUUAAACCAAUAUGUUUACCACCAGAGAAUAUGAUUUUUGAUGGACAAUAUUGUUAUACAGCCGGUUGGGGUAAAAAUGGUACAUCAGAACAAAAAGGUGUAUAUCAAAAUAUAUUACAAGUUAUUAAAAUACCAGUUAUUGAAAAAAAUCAAUGUGAAAGAAGAGUUAAUCAAUAUUUAAAAGAAAAAAAUGAUAGUGUUUUAGUACCAAUUAAUCCAACAAUAUUAUGUGCUGGUGGUGAAUUAAAUAAAGAUGCAUGUAAAGGUGAUGGUGGUUCACCAUUAUUUUGUCCAAUACAAAAUUCAUUAAAUCAAUAUUAUCAAAUUGGUAUUGUUGAUUCCGGUAUUGAUUGUGGUAAACCGGUACCAGCAUUUUAUACAAAUAUACCAGCUGUUAAAAAUUGGAUUGAUUAUACAAUGACUGUUACAUUACGUUUAUAUACAGAUAUAUAUACAUAUUUUGGUGAUAAUACAGAUGAAAAUGAUGCACCAGUUUAUCAAGAAGAAUAUCCUACAACACCAAGAUCAAGAACAUAAAAUUAAACUGAUUAUAAUACUUAUAUUGUAUUAUAUAACAGUUAUGUAUAAGUAGUAUAACAAAUUUUAAAAAUUUUCAAUAUUAAUAUAUAAAUUUCUACAUGUGUACAAAUUAUUAAAUUUCAAAUUUUUAUUAACAAGUCCAAAUUAAUGAAAUUAUAAAUUUUCAUAUAAAAGUUACUCGAUUACAUAAUGUGGGUUUUUUUACUGUUUUACUGUCGGUUAAUAGCAGAUAGCUAUAUGUAUAAAAAAAAUAUUUAUAUCUACAUAUUCGCAUACAUGUACAUAGAAUAUAUAUUACGUAUAGUAUGUAAAUGUACACGGUUUAAAAAAACUUUUAUACUGUAUGAAAAUGUCAUUAUAUUUUGUUUAAUCUUUUGUAAAUUGUUAUUAAAUUACAA
This is a messenger RNA of Condylostylus longicornis, 1666 nucleotides long. RefSeq names its product phenoloxidase-activating factor 2-like. The coding region runs from base 90 to 1265 and encodes 391 amino acids. The transcript has a single exon. Gene Ontology annotation, biological process: proteolysis. Gene Ontology annotation, molecular function: serine-type endopeptidase activity. The record is from RefSeq and is a predicted model, not a curated record. NCBI's taxonomy places the organism in Eukaryota, Metazoa, Arthropoda, Insecta, Diptera, Dolichopodidae.